CUGAUAGUCGAAAAAACGACUGACUACCCGUCGGCUGAGUACUCCUUGGUGGAGGAUGUAGCCCUCCACUUCACGUGUUUGAUGGACAGACUGAACGAGCAGCGCCUCUUUCAGCCGGACCUGUGCGACGUGGACAUCGUGCUGGUGCAGCACAAGAGCAUCUUCCCGGCACACAAGGGGGUUCUGGCGGCCUAUAGCCAGUUCUUCCACUCCCUCUUCACCCAGAACAAGCAGCUGCAGCGCGUGGAGCUCUCCCUGGAGGCCCUCACCUCGCAGGGCCUCCAGCAGAUCCUCAACUUCAUCUACACCUCCAAGCUCCUCGUCAACUCCUGCAAUGUGCAGGACGUGCUGAAUGCGGCCGCUGUGCUGCAGAUGAACAACAUCGCCUCCUCCUGCCAGGACCUCCUGGACGCCAACGUCCCUUUCUCGGUGCGGGUAGAGGAUGGAGCAGGCGGUGGGACGCUCCCCGCUGGCCCAACCAAGCAGUACUACAAGGAGGAGAAGGAUGGCGGCGCGGGUGCCGUGUGCAAGAUGGAAGGUGAAGAGUCCGAGGAGGACCUGGACAGCCAGGGCUCCUACAACCGGGAGCAGAUCAUCGUGGAGGUGAACCUCAACAACCAGACCCUCAACGUCUCCAAGGGCAUGGAG
Apaloderma vittatum (bar-tailed trogon) is the source of this 648-nucleotide messenger RNA. Its product is annotated as zinc finger and BTB domain-containing protein 47-like. Gene Ontology annotation, molecular function: RNA polymerase II cis-regulatory region sequence-specific DNA binding; DNA-binding transcription factor activity, RNA polymerase II-specific; protein binding. Lineage: Eukaryota; Metazoa; Chordata; Aves; Trogoniformes; Trogonidae. The record is from RefSeq and is a predicted model, not a curated record. The transcript has 2 exons. The annotation marks the transcript as partial. Gene Ontology annotation, biological process: regulation of transcription by RNA polymerase II.